Molecule: messenger RNA, 1350 nt
Organism: Pantherophis guttatus
Lineage: Eukaryota; Metazoa; Chordata; Lepidosauria; Squamata; Colubridae
Source: RefSeq, a predicted model, not a curated record
AUGCGGAAGCCAACCGCGUCGAAUGGGCGACCAAAGCAGGCACCAGAAAGGCAGAAGCGCUCUGGAAGAAGCCAGGAGAAGGGAACUCGGGGGAGCGAUCCCGCCGGGCCAGCGCUGCUUUCUUCUGAUUGGCAGAGCAGCCAGAUAAGCGGGAGGGGGCGCCUCACCUGGCUCAGGUACGGGACGGGAAGUACCUGUUGCUUUGAGGAUCACGUGCCUCGGAGGGGAGGAGGCGGCGGCGGCGGCGGCGGCGCUGUCGUCGUUGCGGGAGAGCGACUGCUGGGUCAGGGCGAGCUCUCGAGCUCAGAAGCUGCUUGGCCGACAGUGCGAAGCAGUGGCAAACAAGCCUGGCAUCUCUCUCCCAGGACUUUCUUGCAGCAGAAGAACUACCUGGAGUAUUUGGGAGGUUGCUGCAAUACAGACAGAAGUUCCUCCGGUGAUAACAGCACAGCAGGGCCUACGUCAGUGCCACCCACUUCUCCCAAAGGCCUCUCGAAGGCGGAACUGGAAGCUGCUAUAGCUGUGCCUUGUGUUUUUGUAGGACUCUUGCUAAUUGGCCUUUUGGUUUUCAUGGGACUCAAAAUUCGAGAGAAGCGCCAGACAGAAGGGACCUACCGGCCCAGCAAUGAGGAGCAGGCAGGGACCCGUGUGGAACCACAGACCAACCUCAAGCUGCCUCCAGAAGAGCGACUUAUCUGACAGAGUGAAAAAGGACACAAUUUUGGGGUCUCUCCUUGGAAAAAGCUGCUUAGCACACUGGACUAAAAAAAAAAAAAGAUUGAGAACGGACCUGUAAAACUGGAAGAGCCCCGGUAUGGUUGGCAGCAUUCCCAGCUGGCUGGCUAGCUAUGAAUAGCUGUCAGUGGAGAAGUUCCAAAUGUCAGGAAGAAGGCAGCCCGGGAGCUGAGUAGAGAUGCAAGAUGGGAUCCUGCUCUCUGCACCCAGAAAGAAAAGGCCCACCCUGAUGCUAUGGGAACAGACCAUGCUGUUGCUCUUCCUAGAAUAGAAUCGACUGUGCAGCCAGUGGGAACGGUCGGUCUUUCUGAAGAGAGAAGGAUGGUGGCUUCGGGAUAUGAAGGCUGCUGCCUUAGCCCAACUGGUGGAUUCUGGGAGGGGAUUUUGCCUUUCAAGUGUUUUUUUUAAGUGUGUGUUUGUUGUCUCCCCUGCCUUUAAGAAUGCCACUUUCUAAUAAAAGUCAAUCUCCCUUUUUUGAUGAGGGAAAAAAUGGCACCACUUGAUGAAUUGUGCGGUGGCGGAAGGGUUAAUGCACUCAGUUGCUUGAUGGAAAGUUUAUUCUGAAACGAUCUAAAUGCAUCACUCACACCAAGCAAUAAAAUGAAGCAAACCAUC